AAGGCAUAUACUCAGCCUGUCCCUGUCACCAAUUCCCCAAACCACAGACCAAUGCACAGUUAGAAAGACGCGAAGAAUAAAAAUAAGAAAGUAGUUUUAUUGUAUUAUAUUACUGAGAAUAAAGCGCGGCUAAAAAGCCUAUAACCACAUCAUUAGUCUUCGUUUCGGCAACAUAGCUAUUUAACAACAUCAACUCUUCUUGAAUACAAGAGAACUAUUGGGCAGUGACGAUGUCACUAUUGGAGGCAUAAAAUAGAGAGCUUUGAAAGACAAAAAAACACUAGGACUGUAAAUUCUUGCGGAGAUUCAGCGUUCUCCCCCUUGAAGUGUCAAAAAAAAAAUAUAGAUUAGUUUAUUCUAUCCUUCAUGUUGCGCAUUUUACGACCAUUAACUAACUCAUCAAGACCGAUAUCACAAGCAUAUCGUUAUUACAGUAGCCCAACAGCUAAAAUCGAGAAAGAGCCAUUGUCACCAUUAGCAAAACAUUUACAUGAUUCUAUCAAGAUAUCGGGGCCACUUACUGUAGCACACUUUAUGCGUCAGGUGCUCGUGAACCCAUUAAGUGGAUACUAUAUGUUAGGCGACGUGUUUGGAAAACAGGGUGACUUUAUUACUUCACCAGAGAUCAGUCAAGUCUUUGGAGAGUUAUGUGGUAUCUGGUACUUGACAGAAUGGAUGAGGCUGGGCAAACCAGAAAAGACACAAAUCAUCGAAUUUGGUCCAGGUCGUGGUACAUUGAUGAAUGAUAUGUUGAGGGCAUUAUCGCAUUUUCCUCAUUUUUAUAAAACAAUCACUGAUAUUCGAUUGAUUGAAGCAAGUCCUGGGCUACGCAAGAUGCAGAGAGCGGCUCUAGUCAAAGGAUCAGAAGAUAAAGACGUUUUACGACAAGAUAAAGGGUCAGGCAUCGAAACAAUUACUCGUGACGAUGGCAUUACCAUCUCCUGGUGUGAUGGUAUCGAGCUUGUUCCAGACCAAUGGUCAUUCGUUAUGGCUCAUGAGUUCUUUGAUGCUCUACCAAUUCACAUCUUUGAGAAAGUGGAGUCAGAAUGGAAGGAAGUGUUGAUAGAUAUUGAUGAUGAUAACGAAAAGGAAUAUAACUUUCGUUUUGUAACAUCUGCUCAACCAACAGCAGCGACAAAAGCCUUUUUAGACGACGAGCGAUUUAAAUCAUUCAAGGACGGAGAUAGAGUUGAGAUUUCUCCUGAUAGUUGGAAUUAUAUUCAUGCUAUUGCGCAAUACUUGAAUAGAAAUGGUGGAACGGGGUUAGUCAUUGACUAUGGACAAGAUUAUAUUCAAGGACAUACAUUGAGAGCAAUUAAGAAUCACAAAAUCAUUCAUCCAAUGAGUGAUCCAGGUACUGCUGAUUUAAGUGCAGACGUCGACUUUGCAUAUCUAAAACAAGUAAUUAAAGAACGAUCAGAUAUCAUCACUUUUGGCCCCAUCACACAAUCAGAAUUCUUACAGUCUCUUGGUAUACAUGCCAGAGUAGAAAAAUUAUUUAGAAGUGCGAAAUCAUCGGCUAGUCGAAAGGCAAUCCUUGACGGAGCAGAACGUUUAAUGGAUCCCAAGCAGAUGGGAAGAAUAUACAAGGUUUUGGCCUUUUCUAAAAGUAACAAUGUUGAUUCCGGGUUUCCAGUUGGAUUUGAGAAUAAAAGUACUUGAAUAAAU
This is a messenger RNA of Rhizopus microsporus ATCC 52813, 1668 nucleotides long. Its product is annotated as DUF185-domain-containing protein. The transcript is spliced from 9 exons. Gene Ontology annotation, cellular component: mitochondrion. Gene Ontology annotation, molecular function: protein-arginine omega-N symmetric methyltransferase activity. Gene Ontology annotation, biological process: mitochondrial respiratory chain complex I assembly. The record is from RefSeq and is a predicted model, not a curated record. Bases 367 to 1662 code for a protein of 431 amino acids. Lineage: Eukaryota; Fungi; Mucoromycota; Mucoromycetes; Mucorales; Rhizopodaceae.